This is a messenger RNA of Stegastes partitus (bicolor damselfish), 1621 nucleotides long. It is a transcript of the gene th2, whose product is annotated as tyrosine hydroxylase 2. Gene Ontology annotation, biological process: dopamine biosynthetic process from tyrosine. Bases 1 to 1416 code for a protein of 471 amino acids. Gene Ontology annotation, cellular component: perikaryon; cytoplasm; axon. The record is from RefSeq and is a predicted model, not a curated record. Lineage: Eukaryota; Metazoa; Chordata; Actinopteri; Pomacentridae. The transcript has 12 exons. Gene Ontology annotation, molecular function: iron ion binding; tyrosine 3-monooxygenase activity.
AUGAAGACGGACGGAGGGACGCAGACGUUCAGCGGCAGGAAGCAGAGUCUGAUCGAGGAUGCGCGGCGGGAGCGCAGCAGCGGCGGCGGCGGCUCGGCGGGCUCCCCGGGGCCCUCCCGGUACGGAGACGGCUUCGUGUUCGAGGAGAAGCAGGGCAGGGUCACCGUGAACGUCCUGUUCGCCCUCAGCGGGGGUAAAAACGCGGGAUUCUUCAAAACGGGCAAAAUAUUUGAGACGUUUGAAGCCAAACUCCUCCACAUCGAGAGUCGCCCGGGCAGGAAGUCAAAGAACUGCACGACCGACCUGGAGUUCUUCAUGAAGUGUGAAGUCCACAGCUCCGACCUGGACGUGUUCAUCAACUCCCUGAAGCGGGUGGCAGACGACGUUCGCUCCGUACCGGAGGAAAAAGUUCCCUGGUUUCCCCGACAGAUAAAAGACCUCGACAGAUGCAACAUGUUAAUAACCAAAUUUGAUCCAGACAUGGACCAGGACCAUCCGGGAUACAAUGAUCCAGAGUACAGAAAAAGACGGGCUGCCAUCUCUGAGCUGGCCUUCAGAUACAAACAGGGAGACCCGCUGCCCACGGUGGAGUACACAGCAGAGGAAAUAUCUACAUGGAGGCAGGUUUACCAGCAGCUGCGCAGUAUCUACCCCAGUCUGGCCUGCAGACAGUUCCUGGACGGCCUGCAGCAGCUGGAGAAGGAGUGCGGCUACGGAGAGGAGCGCAUCCCUCAGCUCCGAGAGAUCUCUGCCUUCCUGAAAGAGAGAACUGGUUUCCAGCUGCGUCCAGUCGCCGGCCUGCUGUCAGCCAGAGACUUCCUCGCCAGUUUGGCCUUCCGGGUGUUUCAGUGCACUCAGUACAUCCGACACUCCUCUGCGCCCAUGCACUCCCCUGAGCCAGACUGCUGUCAUGAACUGCUGGGCCAUAUUCCCAUGCUGGCAGAUAAGGAAUUCGCCCAGUUCUCCCAGGAGAUUGGACUUGCUUCACUCGGAGCUUCAGAUGAGGACAUUGAGAAACUGUCAACGUUGUACUGGUUUACUGUGGAGUUCGGCCUCUGCAAGCAGAAUGGAGCAGUGAAAGCUUACGGCGCUGGACUCCUCUCGUCUUAUGGAGAGCUUGUGUACGCUCUGUCAAACGAACCAGAGUACAAACCCUUCAACCCGGAGGAGACGGCAGUGCAGCCGUACCAGGACCAGACCUACCAGCCCGUCUACUUCGUGUCUGAGAGCUUUGAGGAUGCAAAGAUAAAGCUGAGGAAGUACUCUGCCAACAUCAAGCGCCCCUUUGCAGUCCGCUACGACCCCUUUACCUGCAGUGUGGAUGUUCUGGACCAGCCCAGCAAGAUCCAGAACGCCCUGAGCCAGAUGAGAGAGGACCUGAAGACCCUUCACAACGCCUUGGAGAAGCUCAGCUAAUCUUAAAACCAGGAACAGAGACGAGAAAGUCACGCAGGCGGCAGAAGACAUGACCGGACAUUUAACCUUUGUUCGCUAAACACUGUACGUGUUAGAUUUGCGGUUCUGACCAAUACAGAACAUCACAAUGUAGUCAGGUUAGUGAGGCUCCAUUUACUGGUGUGUAUAAUGUAUUAUGUAAAGAAAUAAACAUUUAUUUUCAUGA